CUGCGCGCAAAGCUAAAAAGCUUCCGCACGUGAUCGCCAACCGGUUGCGAGAGGCCGACAGAAGAAGAAGCUUCGCUCUACGCACAGCAGUCGAUCAGUUGCUCCAUGCGAUUUUAGUCGCAAUGAGAGUGAGACGGAAUCCGCUGCCCCGGCGGCUGGUGGAUAUAUUGUGCUACCUGGUGAUUGGAGUAUUUCUGCCCAUUGUUUUCAUAUUUGAGAUCAUCGUAGUGCUGCCCGCAAUACACGAGCCCGGCGGAUUUUUGCACACAUUCACAUUCCUCAUGGCCAUGUUUCUGCUCUUCAAUAUAAAGGGCAACAUGCUGGCUUGCAUGAUGAUCGACACGAGCGUUGAUCAGCGGGUCAAAGCGCCACCAGAAGGCGACGCAGCUCGUUUAGACUGGCGGCAUUGCACGACCUGCGAUCGUUUAGCACCUCCCAGAUCGUGGCACUGCAAGGUGUGCGGCGUGUGCAUACUGAAGCGCGAUCACCACUGUCUCUUUACGGGCUGCUGCAUCGGGCACGAGAAUCAUCGCUACUUUAUGCUCUUCACCAUGUAUUUGUUUAUCGGUUCGGUCUAUGCUCUCUCCUACAACUCGGUGUUCAUGUGGAUACUCAAUGCAGAUGUCUACUGCAACUGGCUAACGGCCCUCAAGGUGGCCUGCCCCAUAUUCAUGCUGGUCAUUGGCAGCUUCUGGACCAACCUGCAGCUACUCUUCUAUAGCCUGAACAUCUUGGCGCUGCUCUAUUCGGUUGUGAUCCUCGUCUACCAUGUGCCCAUCGUGCUGCGCGGCGAGGUGUGUGCGGAGAGUGGCAAGCAGCACAAAUACAAUAAUGGACUCUACGCGAAUCUGCGAAGUGUCUUUGGCCAGCGCAUGCACAUUGCCUGGCUAUCGCCAUUGAUAAGGAGCGAGUUGCCCGGCGAUGGCUAUACUUGGAGCACAAGUUCUGGGGAAAGCAAAAAGAGAAAUUAACUCAGCUUAGAGGUUUUACAGUUAUUGAGUGGCAGUCAACUUAUAUGUUAUGGUAUUAUCUAUGAGUCGAGUUUAGCUAUAUGUAGGUACUCUUCAAAUGGAGAUUGCUCGUAGCAGAAUCACGAAAAAUGAACAAAACCCAAUAUAUCAUCAUCAAUAUGUCAUCAAGAGCAAACGAAUGCUAAUGUGUCUUAACUAUUAAGUUUAGUAAUUAAUCAUAGUUAAAAUAAAUCUAUUGUGUAUGUUGUUAUUGUUAUAAUUAUUUUAUUACAUUUUCUUUGAUUAAUUUACGUAGAAAUAUAUAGUCUAUUUGUGUUAGGGUACAAUCAUUGUUCUUAAUAUUUUUUUUUAAAAGUUCAAUGAGUAAAAUUAUUGCCCUAUAA
Molecule: messenger RNA, 1354 nt
Organism: Drosophila mojavensis
Lineage: Eukaryota; Metazoa; Arthropoda; Insecta; Diptera; Drosophilidae
Product: probable palmitoyltransferase ZDHHC24
Exons: 2
Coding region: 123-971 (282 amino acids)
Molecular function (GO): palmitoyltransferase activity
Source: RefSeq, a predicted model, not a curated record